Messenger RNA from Polyodon spathula (Mississippi paddlefish), 4678 nucleotides. RefSeq names its product zinc finger protein 2 homolog. The transcript has 2 exons. Gene Ontology annotation, biological process: regulation of transcription by RNA polymerase II. Gene Ontology annotation, molecular function: DNA-binding transcription factor activity; RNA polymerase II cis-regulatory region sequence-specific DNA binding. NCBI's taxonomy places the organism in Eukaryota, Metazoa, Chordata, Actinopteri, Acipenseriformes, Polyodontidae. Bases 395 to 2263 code for a protein of 622 amino acids. The record is from RefSeq and is a predicted model, not a curated record.
GAAAUCAAUAAAUAACAACGCCAUAUGAAUUAUUGCUUCCGUGCGUGUGUUUUGAAGCGCUGCAUUCACUGCGCUGCGCUUCCAGGUUUGCAGACGGCGUUUCUCCAGGAGCUGCGUGUGACGUCGCGCAGACAGCAGCCAGGAGCAGCCGGCACGGCACGCUGUGGGACAGCAGGACUCAACCCUUGUGUCCGGGAGGAGAAACAUGGCCACCGCAUUUUCAGAGCUGAACUCGCUCACAUGCUGUGCUCAGUGUGAUCAGUAACGGCGAGUGUUCAAGACGAUUGCUGGCGGUAUUGCAUAGGUACGCUGGCUCAGUGUUUUUACCUUUUAAAUAUAAGACAGUUCACCAGAGUAAAAGACAAGGCUAUGUGUGUUGAGACGCGUCUCUGAAAUGAAAGAAGAGAUGGAUAUGCGCGCAUCCUCCGCGUCUCUCCUGGAAGAAGAACUCGCCUCUGCUAUCGAGCCUGCAGUGAAAGCGGCUGUGCUGAGCGUCAUGUCUGCAUUAGCAAAGUUCGUGGACAGUAAAUGUGCAGUUUUCCACCUCAGACUGGACGAGAGAGACCACGAAUUCGAAAGCGUGAGAUUGCGAUUGGAAAUAGCGGAGAGCGAGUUGAAAUCGAUGCGGGGCGGAGAAUACACGAGCACUGGCGAUAAAAACUUUACGCAAUCUCUCACCAGCACUAAAACGCAAUACCCCGGGAGCGACAGUGUUGUUGCUCACGGCUUGCCAGCAUGGGAUUUCUCUACUGUUCCAGUUCAGCCAAUCAGGGAGCCGGAGCCGGCAGUGAAACGCUCCGGGGUUUUAUUCCAGGGAGAUUUAUCCUAUACAGACCUGCUUGUUCAAGGUGAUGACUGUGAACAGAGGGGCCACACAAGCACAGCGGGGUGGAGGAGAGCAGUGAAAGGUCCUGCACAGAGAAAUGCUCUCCCCCAUGCUGAGGAAGGGACGAAGGCAGAAUCAGCUCCCAUUCAAGAGGAGCUCUUUGCCCAGGAAUGGUGCAGGAGUCCAAAGCAGGCUACAGAGCUGACAUCUAUUGAAGGGAAGGAGGAGGAGGAGGAGGAACCUGCACUAGAUCCUGAGCACAUUAAUGAAGAGAUCCCUGGAAUUGAACCGGUCAUCAUUAAAGAGGAGGUUCCUGAACUUGAAUCUGACCCCAUUGAAGAGGGGGGUUCAGACCACUUUGAAAGACGGCAGCAAAUUGACACAGGAGAGAAACUGCAUCUCUGCCUUGUAUGUGGGAAGAGUCUCGGUACAUCAACAGAGCUGAAAAGACACCAACGAAUUCACACAGGAGAAAGGCCGUACUGUUGCACUGAAUGUGGAAUGAGUUUCAAUACCUCUACAGAUCUGAAGAGACACUGUCGCAUUCAUACAGGAGAGAAGUUACACCAUCUUAAAACACACCAGCAAAUUCACUAUGGAAAGAAGCUGUAUCACUGUAAUGUAUGUGAGAAGAGUUUCACUCAGCUAGGAUCCCUGACAUUGCAUCAGAGAAUUCACACAGGAGGGAAGCUGUAUCACUGCACUGACUGCGCCAAGGAUUUCAAUACAGCAGGAGAGCUGAAAAUUCACCAGCGAUCUCACACAGGAGAGAAACCGUAUCGCUGCACUGAGUGUGAGAAGAGUUUCAAACAACUAUCCCACCUUAAAGCCCAUCAGCGAAUUCACACAGGGGAAAGACCGUACUGCUGCACUGAAUGUGAUAAGAGUUUCACUACCUCUACAGAUCUGAAAAGACACCGUCGCAUUCACACAGGGGAGAAGCCGUAUUCUUGCAUUCAGUGUGAGAAGAGUUUCAAACAGCUACACCACCUUAAAUCCCACCAGCGAAUUCACUAUGGAAAGAAACUGUAUCACUGUAAUGUAUGUGAGCAGAGUUUCACUCAGUUAGGAACCAUGACAUUGCAUCAGAGAAUUCACACAGGAGGGAAGCUCUAUACAGGAGCAGAGCUCAAAAUACACCAGCGAUCUCACACAGGAGAGAAACCGUAUAGCUGCACUGAGUGUGAGAAGAGUUUCAAACAACUAUCCCACCUUAAAGCCCACCAGCGCAUUCACACGGGAGAGAAACAGUAUCACUGUGCUGACUGUGAGAAGAGUUUCAUUGUUUCUGCAGACCUGAAAAGACACCAGCGAAUUCACACCGGAGAGAAGCCGUAUAGCUGUGAUCACUGUGGGAAGAGAUUCAAUCGGGCAGAAAAUCUGAUGUCACACCUUCGGGUUCACACAGGGGAGCAGUUGGCUCACUGCGCUCAAUAAGAGAGAUUUUAUUUUCCACUCCCAGUUGAAAAAGCACACAGUAUCCAGACACUUCACUAGGAGCAGCAGCACUGUCCCUUCAUCACAAGAGGACUCAGUCUAGUGCAGGAGUCUCAAACACUAAGUAGUUGCACAAGAGUAAUGUAAUCUGGCCCUCAUGGAGCUGCAUGCGUAAAACUCAAAUACAGUUGUAAAACGUGUGUAGGCGAUGCUGUGCAUUGUUUAUGGUUCGUUCUGUUGUAAUACGUUGCUACCACUUUAAGAACUGUCGCAUGUGCUACUGUAAAUUGACACAGUCCUGGUUUACAGCAGAGAUAAGAAUCCAUACAGACCGACAUGUGUUUGGAAGGAGCAACUGAACUGACAGCUUGGUGACAGUGAAAGUCCCAUAACAAUUGACAAAAGAUAAUUGAUCUGAUCUAAACUUUAUUUUUUCUCCGUUGAGUCAGCAUCAGUACAAAAAAUAUGAGUGGCGCCGAGACUAUAUGAACUACUCAUCGUAGCAGCCACUGGAAAAUAUAUCGUACAGGGAUCCCCAACAAACGAAAAUGAGCAAACAAAUGUCCCAGUCUAAAAGAAAAAUUGACCACAAACACAGGCAAUUUGAAGAUAAGUGGACGGUUGAUUAUUUUUUUGUGGAAUACACAAUGUUUGAUUUGCAAGGAAAGAGUUGCCGUUUUAAGAGAGUACAAUAUUAAACAGCACUAUACAACAAAGCAUGCAGAGCAGUGUGAUAAAUAUCGAGGAGAGAAGGAGAAGACAGCCAUGCGGUUACAGAAAGGAUUAGUGUUACAGCAACAGCUUUUUCAGAAAGUGAAGAGAGUCAGAGGAAGCAGCUUCGGCAAGUUCUGUGCUGAGUGAAGUGAUUGUCUGGGAAGCCGUUCGCUGAUGGCGAAUUUAUUAAAGACUGUAUAAUUAAACGUUCUGAGGUCGUAUGUCCUGACAGGAGAAACGUGUUUGGCAAUAUUAGCCUGUCUGCAAAUACCGUAGCAGAGCGUGUUGUUGAACUUUCUAAAGCUCUUGAGGAGCAGCUCUGAGAGAAAGGCAAAGCAUUCAGUGCAUACUCUAUCACGCUUGAUGAGAGCACCGAUUUGGUUCAUAUGCGCCGAUAUUUGUGAGAGGUGUUGAUUACUUUCAAGUCAUGGAAGAACUGCUAAGCUUGUCUACAGUGCGCGGUAGAACAACAGCAAGUGAGGUCUUUCAAAACCUUAAAGACGCACCAGAAAACGCUGGUCUGCAGUGGCACCCUUUAGCAGGCUUAACAACAGAUAGAGCCCCGGCAAUGAUUGGGAAAAAGAACGGGUUAGUAGCUCUUGUGCAAAAAAAGAUGGAAGAACAAAACGCAUUGCAACCAGCAGCAUUACACUGCAUCAUUCACCAGCAGGCACUGCGCAGUAAAUCUUUGAAGCUUGACAACGUUGUGCCCGUUGUUGUGAAAUGUGUGACCUACAUUCGCUCCAGGGGCUUGCAGCACAGACAGUUUUGUGCUUUCUUGGAUGAAGUUGAAUUCAAAUAUGGUGGCUUGCUGUACUUCACAGAGAUGCAUUGGCUAAGCAGGGGCACUGUUUUAAAGAGAUUGCUUGAGUUAAAAACAGAGGUGAACAAGUUCAUGGCCGAGAUUAAUAUGCCUCUGUCAGAGUUUGAAGACACAAAAUGGAUGACGGAUCUUGCUUUCCUUGUUGAUAUCACCCAAGACUUGAAUAACCUAAACCUGAAGCUACAAGGUCCUGGUCAGCUUGUGACAACAGUGAUGAUUUGAAAGCAUUCACAACUAAACUGAAACUGUGGAAAAAUCUGAUUUCUCAGAGUAAUCACACUCAUUUCCCAUCAUGCAAGUCAUUUCUGGAAGAGCUGGAUAUUGAAAUGCAGUUCAGUGGUGCUGAAUACGCAACUAAACUAGACCUGCUUUUGGAGGAAUUUGAUCAGCGGUUUGCAGAUUUCAGAAAGCAAAGAGUAAGCUUCCAGUUGUUUGCUGAUCCGUUUUCAGUUGAUGUGGAAACAGCACCAAGUGAUUUACAGAUGGAGCCCGUUGAUCUUCAAAGCAACGCACCUCUGAAGAAUAAAUUCAAGGAAGCCCAAGGAGAUGUCACACAGUUCUUCCCCACAGCUUUGCAACAGCUUCAUAAACACCAUGGCUCUGUUUGGCAGCACAUACAUGUGUGAGAAACUUUUUUUUUUCCACUAUGAAUAUAAACAAGUCAAAAUACAGAACAAAAUGAUCUGAUACACACCUUGCUGCAAUCCUGAAGAUUUCAACUGCUCAGUCACUGAGGCCACUGAGGUCAAGAGACUCAGAGCCGAAGCAUUGCCAGGUGUCUGGCAAGCGCUAAAAAAAACACCCAAACUGUAAAAAAAGUUCUAUGACAAUUCAGUGUAAUACUUCAUGAAAGCUUUUUUUUUUUUUUUUUUUUUUUU